This is a messenger RNA of Colletotrichum chrysophilum, 2073 nucleotides long. RefSeq lists its product as uncharacterized. Bases 1 to 2073 code for a protein of 690 amino acids. Lineage: Eukaryota; Fungi; Ascomycota; Sordariomycetes; Glomerellales; Glomerellaceae. Gene Ontology annotation, biological process: photoreactive repair. The transcript has 2 exons. The record is from RefSeq and is a predicted model, not a curated record. Gene Ontology annotation, molecular function: deoxyribodipyrimidine photo-lyase activity; damaged DNA binding; FAD binding.
AUGACGGCUACAAACAUCCUUAUCUAUUUGCUCCGGCACGACCUUCGCAUUGCGGACAAUCCCAUCCUCCACCAUCUCGCAACCUCUUCUGAUCAUGGUUUCACCCAUGUUCUUCCUGUGUAUAUUUUCCCAGCGCACCAGAUCGAAAUCUCAGGAUUUCUACGCGACGGGAGCAAGUCAAAGUACCCAGAGGCACGCAGCGAGAUUGGCAAAUUUUGGAGAUGCGGCCCUCACCGCACGAAGUUCAUCGCCCAAUCCGUAUGGAACCUGAAGGAGUCCCUCGAAGGGGUUGGCAGCGGUCUGUGUUUGAGGGCAGGCAUGUUUGGUGACAUCGUCGACGAGCUUCUCCGAGGCUUUUCCGACAGCAAGCACAAAGUUGGCGCCGUGUGGAUGACGGCUGAGGAAGCCGUCGAAGAGAAGAAAGACGAGAUGGCCGUAGCAGCGGCUUGCUCUAAGCAUGGCGUCAACUUCAAAACAUGGUUGGAUGAGAAGUAUUUCAUUGACGAUCGCGACCUAGGUUUGAAGAACCCAGAAGAUCUUGACAACGUGUUCACCGCCUUCCGCAAGACCCAAGAACCUCUCCGAGAGAAGCCCAAGCCUACCUUGCCGCAACCCAAAAAGAGCGCAAUCAAGCCCUACCCCAAAGACCUCCUCCCUACUCAGAGCUCCCCUUACGAAGUGCCAUCGGAUGACUACAGCAAGUUGGAAUCAGCACUAUUGAAACCUCUGACGAGCCCCUUCACCGACGAUCUCAAGAUUCCCGAGAAAGCAAAGUCUGUUCAUCCAUUUCACGGCGGUGAGAGUGAGGCACGCAGCCGUCUUCAUCAUCUCAUCAAGUCAGGGGCAAUGACCGAGUACAAGAACACGCGCAAUGGCCUCCUUGGCGUCGACUUCAGCACCAAGCUUUCAGCCUUCUUGUCUCUCGGCUGUCUCACUUCUCGGCAGAUUCACGAGGCUCUGGUCCAAUUCGAGGACGGCACCAACGAGGAUUUCAAGGAAACAUCAGGAUACGGAAAGGGAGAGAACGACGGAACCAAGGCGGUCCGAUUCGAGCUUCUGUGGCGUGACUACAUGCGGUUGUGCACGAGGAAAUUCCAGGAGAAGCUGUUUCGCGUUACUGGCUUUAAGGAGGACGAUACCCCCAAGUGGAAGACGGCCAACGCUGAGCAUGUCAUCACCGAGGAUAACCUAGGCGCAUCCGUCGACGACAUCAAGAAGACACUGCAGAGGUUUCUCGAGGGCACCACCGGCAUGGGUCUGAUUGACGCUUCACAGCGCGAGUUGAUCCAUACUGGCUACACAUCUAACAGAGCUCGACAAAAUGUGGCGUCUUACCUUACCAAGCACUUGGGGAUCGAUUGGCGAUACGGUGCCGAGUGGUACGAAUACCUUCUCGUUGACUACGACGUGAGCUCCAACUGGUCAAACUGGCAGUACGUCGCCGGAGUGGGUAACGACCCUCGAGGUGACAAUCGCAUUUUCAACCCCAUUAAGCAAGCGUUUGACUAUGACAAGGAGGGUGAAUACGUGAAGGCUUGGGUCGUGGAGACUCGAGGCCUUGAGAAGCUGGAGAACGUCUUCCAGAUAUCCACAACGUCUCACGAGGACCUCGAGCGUCUGGGGUUGAGCGACAAUCAGAUGGUUACAGACCCGGUAAAGAAGAUCGACUUCUCAGUUGAGGGUAAGCCAAAGAAUGGCCGCCGCCAGUACGCCAACCGCAGAAGAGGGCGUGGAAACCAAAACGGCGGUCAUGGCGGAGGAGGACCUCGCGGUCCACCCAGUGGAGGCAGUACCAAUGGCGGAUACGCACCAUCUCCGGGUUCAGCAGGUCAAAAUGGCGGUAGCCAGGCAGCGUCACGAUCGCCCCCAGAUGGCCCUCAAGGAUAUAGGCCGAACGGCAACUAUCGCGGCAACUACCGUGGCAAUGGGAGCAGUCGAGGACGAGGUGGUGGCAAUGGCUACCGAGGUGGCCGCGGGGGCUACGGUUCCCGCGGAGGCUUCAACAGCCCGUACUAUAUGCAGCAGGGCCCAACCAGACCUCAGUUUGCCCUCAAUCCUACAGCACCUAUUUAG